CUGCGGGUUUACCUCUUAAAAUCAGCCGGAGUGUCCGGAGAGAAGUGCGCCCGCUGAGAGCAUGGCUCCUCUGCAACAAAGGGAAACUCAUAGGCGGAAAGUUUAAAGGAAUAAGGAGCUGCAGAAUUUACCACCCGGAGACGCGGCUGAACACAAACUGAGGAGCGAUGCACUUCGUUAAAUGGGAUUUGUUGUUGAUUUUCUGGUGGUGUAAACUGGUUUCGCUGGCGCAUUGUUACACCGUUCACAUCAGUGAGGAUGCGGGGCCAAGGACGGUGGUGGCCAGCGUGGAGCACGGCGCACGGUGUACUUUGGAUCAGGUGCUAGCUCCCAAAUUCACGGAGCGGUUUUUGGAGACUGACGCGGCGGCGGGCAUUGUGUUUGUUUCGGACUCUGUGAAGUGCCCCUCGCUGCGCUCCAACCCCUUCACGUUGUACACUGUGGCUGACUGCACGGACUCCGGCUACAGGCACCUCCUCACCGGACAGUACGACGUGCAUGUUCACGGUAGGAACUGCUCAAACAAGCGUAAAAGAAAGACUCAGUGGGACAUGGAGGUCCUCAGUUUGUUCAGCAGCCAACACCACUCAGAGUGCCACCAAGCAGGCUCUGCUUUAUUUUCAGUAUGGGGUCUGCUACCAGGAGUCCCGGUCAGCUGCAAAGUCACCAACAGCCGUGACUUUUACUUCUCUGAGGGGGACUUGUUUGUGUCUGAGACGCUGUGCUGGAGGCAGGACACCCUCCUGGAGCUAGACCUGCUUUGUGAUGUGCUCACAGGAAAUGGAUUGAGUGCUAAAGUCAACCCCAUCUCCGUCCACUGGCGUGUGGGACGGGGCCCCUUCAGGCAGGGCCACCUAGGGAAGCUGUUAGAAAAGGCAGCCCAGUCUGAUUCAGGGAUUGUGAGCAGGAGGAGGAGAAGCAUCAACAGCAGCCCCCAGUUUCAGCCUCCAAUGUACCAAGUGUCUGUGGCAGAGAAUAAGCCAGCUGGGACUCCUGUUGUUAUUUUGAAAGCAGUGGAUGUGGAUGAAGGGGAGGCAGGCAGGCUGGAGUAUUUUAUAGAGGCCCUCUUUGAUAGCCGCUCCAACAGUCUCUUUGCUGUGGAUCCAGCCAACGGUGCCGUGUCCACAGUAGAGGUGCUGGACAGGGAGACAAAAGAUACCCAUGUGUUCCGUGUGACCGCAGUCGACCAUGGCACGCCUCGACGUACAGCCAUGGCCACCCUCACUAUCACAGUCAGUGACACUAAUGAUCACGACCCCGUGUUUGAGCAGCAGGAUUACAAGGAGAGCAUCAGGGAGAAUCUAGAAAUAGGCUAUGAGGUGUUAACUGUGAGGGCCACAGAUGGGGACGCACCUGUCAACGGUAACAUCCUUUACCGUAUCAUCAACAGUAACGGGUCCAGUGAUGUGUUUGAGAUCGAUUCGAGGUCUGGUGUGAUCCGCACCAAAGGCCUGGUAGACAGAGAGGAGGUGGAAGCCUACAUGCUGUUAGUUGAGGCAAAUGACAAAGGUCGUGACCCCGGGCCCCGCAGCGCCACAGCUACUGUCCACAUUGUGGUUGAGGAUGACAAUGAUAACGCUCCCCAGUUCAGUGAGAAACGCUAUGUGGUCCAGGUGCCAGAGGACAUGGCGCCUAAUACAGAGAUCCUGCAGGUCACCGCCACAGAUCAGGACAGAGGGAGCAAUGCUGUCGUUCACUUCAGCAUCAUGAGUGGAAACACCAGGGGCCAGUUUUAUAUUGACGCACAGACAGGAAAAAUGGACCUUGUGAGUCACUUGGAUUACGAGGCGAACAAAGAAUACACUCUGAGAAUCAGAGCUCAGGAUGGGGGACGCCCUCCCCUAUCCAACAUCAGUGGCCUGGUUACGGUGCAGGUGCUGGAUGUUAAUGACAACGCCCCCAUUUUUGUCAGCACCCCGUUCCAGGCCACCGUGCUGGAGAAUGUGCCGCUGGGCUACUCCAUCAUCCACAUCCAAGCCGUGGAUGCAGACUCUGGAGACAACUCCAGACUGGAGUAUCGCCUCACUGAAACCAUGCCAGACUUCCCCUUCAGCAUCAACAACAGCACUGGGUGGAUUGUAGUGGCAGCCGAGCUGGACAGGGAGAGUGUAGAUUUUUAUAACUUUGGAGUGGAGGCCUGCGAUCACGGCUACCCCGUCAUGUCCUCCUCAGCCAGCAUUAGCAUGACUAUUCUAGACGUCAACGACAACAACCCAGAGUUCACUCAGAAGGCAUAUUACAUGCGACUGAAUGAGGAUGCAGCCGUGGGAACCAGCGUAGUGACAGUGUCAGCUGUGGACCAGGACAUCAACAGCGUGGUGACCUAUCAGAUAUCCAGCGGAAACACCCGCAACAGAUUCUCCAUCACGAGUCAGAGUGGCGGCGGGCUCAUUACACUGGCGCUGCCUUUAGACUACAAACUCGAACGGCAGUACGUCCUCACUGUCACCGCAAGUGACGGUACACGCCUUGACACUGCAAAAGUGUUUGUUAACGUCACAGACGCCAACACACACCGGCCUGUGUUUCAGAGCUCACAUUACACUGUCAACAUUAACGAGGACAGGCCUAUGGGCACCACUGUUGUGGUAAUAAGUGCCACAGAUGAAGAUACAGGGGAGAACGCGCGCAUCACCUACUUCAUGGACGACAGCAUCCCUCAGUUUGACAUCGACGCAGACACGGGAGCCGUCACCACACAGAUGGAGCUGGACUAUGAGGACCAGGUUUCCUACACGCUUGCCAUCACCGCUCGGGAUAAUGGCAUCCCGCAGAAGUCUGAUACCACCUACCUGGAGAUACUUGUGAACGACGUCAACGACAACUCCCCCCGCUUCCUGAGAGACCACUAUGUGGGCUCUGUUAUGGAGGAUGUGCCGGUGUUCACCAGCGUGGUCCAGGUCUCUGCCACUGAUAGAGACUCCGGGCUCAACGGCCGUGUCUUCUACACCUUCCAGGGCGGGGAGGACGGCGAUGGUGAUUUCAUAAUUGAAUCCACCUCUGGCAUUGUUCGCACACUGCGCAGGUUAGACAGAGAAAAUGUGCCUGUUUACAGUCUGCAGGCUUUCGCUGUAGAUAAAGGCGUCCCUGCUCUGAAAACGCCGGUAAACAUCCACGUAACAAUCCUAGAUGUGAAUGACAACCCCCCUGUAUUUGAGAAAGAUGAGUUUGACAUUAUGGUGGAGGAAAACUCCCCCAUAGGCGUCGUGGUUGCACAUAUAUCAGCCACAGAUCCAGACGAAGGCAGUAAUGCACAGAUUAUGUACCAGAUAGUGGAGGGAAACAUCCCAGAGGUGUUCCAGCUGGACAUCUUCUCUGGAGAACUGACUGCAUUAAUAGACCUGGACUAUGAGAUGAGGUCUGAGUAUGUUGUUGUGGUCCAGGCCACCUCCGCCCCUCUGGUCAGCCGUGCCACGGUCCACAUCAAACUUGUCGACAAGAACGACAACGUGCCAGUGCUCAAAAACUUCCAGAUCAUCUUCAACAACUACGUGACCGACAAAUCAAGCAGCUUCCCCACGGGAGUGAUCGGACGUAUCCCAGCGCACGACCCCGACGUCUCGGAUCACCUCCACUACAGCUUCGACGUGGGAAACGAGCUGAACUUAGUCCUCCUGAACCAAAGCACGGGAGAAAUCCAGUUAAGCCAGGCCCUGGAUAACAACAGGCCCCUGGAGGCCUCCAUGAGGAUCUCAGUGUCAGAUGGUGUCCACUCAGUGUCAGCCCAGUGUCUUCUCCAAGUCACCAUCAUCACAGAUGAGAUGCUGUCCAACAGUAUCACGUUGCGGCUGGCCAACACCUCCCAGGAACACUUCCUCUCCUUGCUGCUGGCCCAGUUCCUCGACGGUGUGGCCCGCGUCCUGUCUGCCGCCCCCGAAGAUGUCGUCAUCUUCAACAUCCAAGACGACACGGACGUCAGCGCUCGCAUCCUCAAUGUCAGCCUCUCUGUGGCGGUGCCUGUGUUGGGGGAGGGACACCAGCGGCCUGGAAGUCUCAGCCAGGCAGUGGACAGGCUUGGGAGAGGGGUUGAAAGUGGAGGGGGAGAGUUUUUUGGCUCGGAGGAACUCCAGGAGAGGCUGUACUUGAACCGCAGCCUUCUAGCUAAGAUUUCCUCCCAGGAAGUUCUUCCCUUUGACGACAAUAUCUGCCUUCGUGAGCCAUGUGAGAACUACAUGAAGUGUGUGUCCGUACUGAAGUUCGACAGCCUGGCGCCGUUUGUUGCAUCAGAUACCAUCCUGUUCAGGCCCAUCCACCCCAUCGCUGGGCUGCGCUGCCGCUGUCCCACCGGCUUCACAGGAGACUACUGUGAGACAGAGAUUGACCUCUGCUACUCGAAACCCUGCGGAGCCCACGGUGUUUGUCGCAGCAGAGAGGGAGGCUACACCUGCGAGUGCCUUGAGGACUACACAGGAGAGCGCUGCGAGCUGUCGUCCCGCUCGGGUCGCUGUGCUCCGGGAGUCUGCAAGAACGGCGGCUCCUGUGUCAACCUGCUGGUCGGCGGGUUUAAGUGCGAGUGUCCACCGGGCGGCUACGAGAAGCCCUACUGUGAGAUGACCACGCGCAACUUUCCCCCGCACUCCUUUCUGACCUUCAAGGGCCUCCGCCAGCGCUUCCACUUCACCCUCUCUCUCACGUUUGCUACCAAAGAGCCCAACGGUUUGUUACUCUACAACGGCCGCUUCAAUGAGAAACAUGACUUCAUUGCCUUGGAAAUCAUCAACGAGCAGAUACAACUCACCUUCUCUGCAGGUGAGACCAAAACUACAGUUUCGCCGUACAUCCUCGGAGGUGUUAGUGACGGCCAGUGGCACGUGGUGGAGGUUCACUACUACAACAAGCCGGUCCUAAACCCGGCCGGCCUGCCGCAGGGCCCCUCGGAUCAGAAGGUCGUCGUAGUGACAGUGGACAACUGCGACACCUCUGUGGCCCUCAGGUUUGGUCACAUGAUCAGAAACUACACCUGCUCUGCUCAGGGCAGUCAGUCGGGAUCCAAAAAAUCACUGGACCUGACUGGCCCUCUGCUCCUCGGAGGGGUCCCCAAACUCCCAGAGGACUUUCCCAUUCGCAACCGGCAGUUUGUGGGCUGCAUGAAGAACCUGCGUAUUGACAACCAGCACAUAGACAUGGCCAGCUUCAUCGCUAACAACGGCACACUACCAGGAUGCUCAGCCAAACGACAUUUCUGCAUCAAUAACCCAUGUCUGAACGGAGGAACCUGCGUGAACCUCUGGGGCUCCUUCAGUUGUGAUUGCCCACUUGGAUUUGGAGGGCAGAACUGCGAAAGAGUCAUGGCCAGCCCACAGCGCUUCCUGGGUACCAGUCUGUUGCAGUGGAACAACAUGGCGGCCGCGGCGGCCUCCGUCCCGUGGCACGUAGAGCUCAUGUUCCGCACACGUCAGGCCAGCGCUACACUGCUGCACAUCUCUGCUGGCCUGCAGCACAACCUCACACUGCAGCUGCGCGGGGGGAGUGUGUUGAUGGCCCUGCACAGAGGGGAAGACUCAACGCUCUCCCGCGUGGAGGAGGUGCAGGUGAACGACGGAGACUGGCAUCAUUUGCAGCUGGAUAUUAGCAGCUUGGGGGGAGCAGCAAGCCACCACAAAGCAGUGUUGUCUUUAGACCAGGGACUCUACCUGGCCAGCAUGGAGGUGGACGGGAAGCUGCAAGACUCCAAGCUUAAGACUGUGAGCGUGGGUGGUUUGGCAACGCCUGAUGGGAAAGUUCAGCAUGGCUUCCGUGGCUGUAUACAGGGUCUGCGUGUGGGCGGGGCACUGAGUCUGUCUCAGGCGAGGAAGUUGAACGUGGAGCCGGGCUGCAGCGUGCCCGACCCCUGCAGCUCCAGCCCCUGUCCUGUCAACAGCUACUGCAGCGAUGACUGGGACAGCUUCUCCUGCACCUGCCUCGCUGGCUACUAUGGCACCAACUGUACUGAUGUAUGCUCAUUAAACCCCUGUGAGCACGAGUCGACGUGCACCAGGAAGCUGAGCUCCUCUCGUGGUUACACCUGUGACUGUCCCAGCAACUACUUUGGCCAUUACUGCGAGAAAAAGACCGACCUGCCUUGUCCCAGAGGCUGGUGGGGUCACAAGACAUGCGGCCCCUGUAACUGUCAGACGGACAAGGGCUUCGACUCGGACUGCAACAAGACGAGUGGAGAGUGUCGGUGCAAGGACAACCACUACCGUCCUGAAGGCAGCGACACCUGCCUGCUGUGUGACUGCUACCCGGUCGGCUCUUUCUCCAGAGCGUGUGACAGAGAGAGUGGCCAGUGUCAGUGUAAACCCGGUGUCAUCGGACGCCAGUGUGACCGCUGUGACAACCCUUUCGCUGAGGUUUCUCCGAAUGGCUGUGAAGUAAUCUAUGACAGCUGCCCUCAGGCCAUCGAGGCUGGGAUCUGGUGGCCCAGGACUAAGUUUGGUCUCCCUGCAGCAGUUGCCUGUCCCAAGGGAACACUCGGCACAGCGAUCCGCCACUGUGAUGAGCACAAGGGCUGGCUGCCUCCCAAUCUCUUCAACUGUACCUCCGUCACCUUCAGCAAGCUGAAAGCCCUGUCUGAAAGGUUUUCCCAUAACGUGUCGCUCCUGGACUCUGGACAGACAGCAGCCAUGUUGGCCAACGCCACGUUACACACAGAGAAGUACUACGGCAGCGAUGUGAAAGUAGCAUAUCGGCUGACGCAGAGUCUGCUGCAGCACGAGAGCAACCAGCAGGGCUUCAACCUCACAGCUACGCAGGACGUCCACUUCACUGAGAAUCUGGUCCGCGUGGGAAGCGCCAUCCUGUCUUCAGACACACGGCCGCACUGGGAGCUGAUCCAGCAGUCGGAGGGCGGUACAGCGGCGCUGCUGCGCCACUACGAGGAAUACGCAAACACACUGGCACAGAACAUGAGGAAGACCUACCUCAGCCCCUUCACCAUCAUCACACCACACAUAGUCAUCUCCGUGGAUCGUCUGAAAAAGAUGAAUUUUGCCGGAGCCAAACUCCCGCGGUACCAGUCCCUGAGGGGCCCUCGUCCUGCGGACCUGGAGACGGCUGUCACGCUGCCUGACUCAGUCUUCCAGCCGCCUGUGGACACAAAGGGCCACAGACACCUGGAUGUCUUCCCAGAGUCCUCGCUGAGGAACCGCUCAGCCAACAGGAAGAGGCGCCACCCUGACAACAGCCAGCAGGACGCCAUCGCCAGUGUGAUCAUCUUCCACAGCCUGGCGUCGCUGUUACCAGAGAGCUACGAUCCUGACAAGAGAAGUCUGCGAGUGCCAAAGCGUCCGGUCAUCAACACGCCGGUGGUCAGCAUCACAGUCCACGACAACGACGAGCUGCUGCAGCACGCGCUGGACAAACCCAUCAUUGUGCAAUUCCGCCUGGUCACCACUGAGGAGCGCUCCAAACCCAUCUGUGUCUUCUGGAACCACACGAUACUUGCCGGGAACGGCGGCUGGUCAGCGAAGGGCUGCGAGGUGGUUUUCAGAAACAGCACCCACAUCAGCUGUCAGUGUUAUCACAUGACCAGCUUCGCCGUGCUCAUGGACAUCUCCCGGAGAGAGAACGGAGAGAUUCUGCCAAUCAAAAUCCUGACGUGGAGCACAGUGGGGGUGACGCUGGGCUUCCUCUUCCUCACCACGGUCUUCCUCCUCUGUCUGAGAGCCAUGCAGUGCAACAAGACCAGUAUAAUCAACAACGGAGCCACCGCUCUCUUCCUCUCAGAGCUCAUCUUCAUCCUGGGCAUCAACCAGGCAGACAACCCCUUCUUGUGCACUGGCAUUGCCAUCCUGCUGCAUUUCUUCUACCUCUGCACUUUCUCCUGGCUUUUCCUGGAGGGGCUGCACGUCUACCGCAUGAUCAGCGAAGUGCGAGACAUCAACUAUGGACCCAUGAGAUUCUACUACCUGAUUGGCUGGGGAGUUCCCGCCUUCAUCACAGGUCUGGCAGUGGGACUGGACCCUGAAGGCUAUGGGAACCCAGACUUCUGUUGGCUGUCUAUGUAUGACACGCUCAUCUGGAGCUUUGCUGGACCCAUCGCCUUGGUGGCGUCGAUGAACAUCUUCUUGUACAUCCUGUCGUCCAGAGCUUCCUGCGCACUGAGACACCACAGCGUUGAGAAGAAAGAGCCCCGUGUGUCAGGCCUGAAAACCGCAGGUGGCGUUCUCUUCCUGGUUUCAGUCACGUGUUUUCUGGCACUCCUCUCUGUCAACAGCGACAUGAUCAUCUUCCACUACCUGUUCGCUGGGUUCAACUGUGUGCAGGGUCCUUUUGUUUUCUUCUUCCGGAUUGUCUUCAAUAAGGAAGCAAGGAAUGCCAUGAAAUACUGCUGCAGCCGCAAGCGCCCAGAUCAUAUGAUCAAAUCCAAGGCCUCUGGCUACAAAUGCAACACAAACUACAUGGACGGCCGGUUGUACCACCUUCCCUUCGGAGACUCAAGUGUGUCUCUGAACGGCACCAUGCAGAGCGGCAAGAGCCAGCAGAGCUACGUGCCGUUUGUCCUCAGGGACGACGGGCUGAGCAACAGUCAGGCGCACAUCGCUCUGAACGACCACGCGUCACUGUUCCAUGAGACUAAAGAGCACUUGGAUGAUCGUGACAGCGACUCUGACAGCGACCUGUCUCUAGAGGACGACCAGAGCGGUUCCUACGCCUCCACACACUCCUCCGACAGCGAGGACGAGGAGGGUCCACUCCCCCCUGAGGAAUGCUGGGAAAACCUGGCGUCUAAUGUGGGCAAGAGACCACAACCGCACGACAACACUCUGAGUAAGAAGUACUGGCCUGGAGAUUACACAGCGGCAGUGAGCGACAGCGAGCUCGGAGGCAAUCCAGAGCAGAGUCUCGGCCGCGAUGCCCAGACUUUAUCAGACAUCCGGGCGCAGCAGGACACCAUGACGCUGCUGCUGCCCAGUCUGCCAAACCUCCACGCCCACCCUCACAAAGGGAUCCUAAAGAAGAAGCAGCUUUCUCCCAUCGUAGAGAGGAAUGGUCUCAACCGCCUCCACAAUGAACUUUCUGAAAAUGCCCCUGGCGCUGCGUCUCCGCAUGGAUCAUCAUCUAGUGACGGUCGGGCCGGCCUGGUUAAACCCAGCCUGCCGGAUCAGCUGAACGGUGUCGCCAUGAGAAUCAAGGCAGGGACGGUGGACGGUGACUCAUCAGGAUCAGAGUCAUAGAGCCUCCUUCCUCAACACUGACUGCAAACAGGGAGAACCGGACUUCCCCCCAAAAACAAAUGUGAAGAAAAAAAAAAGGAAUUCCCCCUCAUCGUCAUGAUCCUCUGAAAAAGGAUGUGUGUGUUGUACUGUAUGUGUGUGUUCAUACAUGUGUGCCAAACCUCAGAAGUCACUGCACUGGCCCAGGCUCAUGCACACUGACAGAAUGAGUCUCACUCUCCCUUUAAAGAAAUCAUUUUGUUUACAUACUUGAAGCAAUGCACUUUUUUUGAUUUACUGCCCAGAUUUGUUGGCAGUCGAUUCUUUUAUUUUUAAUUUUUUGUAGUGUUUUUUUUUUUUGUUCCAGGAUAUGUUUUGUUUUGAAGACUGUGGAACAAUAAAGAGGUCAUGUGUUUUUUGGGGUGGGUCAUUUAAGUGUAGACUUGCAAACAUUCAGGGAAAUUUCCUUUUUCAUGCAUAAACUACUUGUUGAUUUCUUCCUGGUUUGCCUGCUUCUGUUGGAGCUGUUAGUGUUUGUGCCAGUCUGAGGAGUUCAGACUCAGGUUAUUGAGUUACUUUCCAUGCCUGAAAUGUCCAGGAGGCACAAAGACUGUCGCGUGCAGGUCGUUCGCAGAGGCUCCCCAUGGCAUUUCUGAACUUGAAAAUGAGGAAAGAAUCGCUGUACACGCCUGUUAACAGACAUAAGCUAUUUCUCAUUGAUGAAGGAUGUUUCCACAGACAACAGCUGUUCACAGCUGCACAGACUGACGGCCUUCUGCACUGCCCAGCCUUCCAGGGGGGGACCUGCAUGUGCAGGACUCAAAAGGACUUUUGAUACAUCUUUUUUUUUUUGUAAAUCACAGAGAGCACAUUUUUUAUGGACAUUAAAAGUGCUCUAAUCAUUUUA
Micropterus dolomieu (smallmouth bass) is the source of this 10044-nucleotide messenger RNA. It is a transcript of the gene celsr2, whose product is annotated as cadherin, EGF LAG seven-pass G-type receptor 2. The record is from RefSeq and is a predicted model, not a curated record. The transcript is spliced from 34 exons. Gene Ontology annotation, biological process: homophilic cell-cell adhesion; G protein-coupled receptor signaling pathway; cell surface receptor signaling pathway. The coding region runs from base 168 to 9158 and encodes 2996 amino acids. Lineage: Eukaryota; Metazoa; Chordata; Actinopteri; Centrarchiformes; Centrarchidae. Gene Ontology annotation, molecular function: G protein-coupled receptor activity; calcium ion binding. Gene Ontology annotation, cellular component: plasma membrane.